AUGCCGCUCAAGAAGAAGGCGAACACCCUCUUUGGUGCGCACGGCACCAAAACGACCCAGUCGUCAAGCAGGCCGCCGAGUACGUGGCGAUUGACCCACCUCGGCCGCCUACUCACGUUCCAAAAGAUCUACCACCUGGAGCCGAAGGAGUUCUGCGUUGAGAAACGUCCGGACAACACGCGACCUGCGAUGGUGGCUCAUGACGAGUCGCACAUCCACGCGCAGGUCGGCAUAGUGACAGACAUGCUUGACGUCGCGAUCGUGAACCAGGGCGAGUCCAACGGCCAGGAGUAG
Messenger RNA from Aphanomyces astaci, 294 nucleotides. RefSeq lists its product as hypothetical. Bases 1 to 294 code for a protein of 97 amino acids. NCBI's taxonomy places the organism in Eukaryota, Oomycota, Saprolegniomycetes, Saprolegniales, Verrucalvaceae. The record is from RefSeq and is a predicted model, not a curated record. The transcript has 3 exons.